AUGCAGUCGUUGGAGCCGCCGCGCCAGUCCGAGAUACCAGACGAGCCGAUGAGCGACACGCCAAUUAUCAUACUGACCGUGCCGGUAACAAUUGGCAGCGUCUGGACAUGGACCGCGCGUGAUGGUGCCAUCGGCGUUGGUGAUCGAGGGGCAGGCGCAAAGAUGAUCGGCGGCGCGGUGAGCCCCGCGAGCAUCGCCAGCGGACGCUGCAGACCGCACGCGAGCGCAAACACGAGUGGCAGGUCCGAGUCCAGCGCGCAGAACGGCGGCGUCGUCUUCCGCUUCUUCCAGUCGAACGCACACGGCAGCGUCGGAGCGCAGAACGGCGGCGUCGUCUUCCGCUUCUUCCAGUCGAACGCACACGGCAGCGUCGGCGCGCAGAACCACGCGUAG
This is a messenger RNA of Phanerochaete carnosa HHB-10118-sp, 393 nucleotides long. RefSeq lists its product as uncharacterized. The transcript has 2 exons. Bases 1 to 393 code for a protein of 130 amino acids. The record is from RefSeq and is a predicted model, not a curated record. NCBI's taxonomy places the organism in Eukaryota, Fungi, Basidiomycota, Agaricomycetes, Polyporales, Phanerochaetaceae.